GCGUAAAACAGCAUGUAUAUUGUCUAUAGAAGUACAUGCAAAAUUGUGUUAUUUAAUUAAUUAUCUUCAAUAGAAAAAAUGAGACGUUUCUGUGAAUAAUAGUGAAAAAUGACAAUGAUGUGAGAAUAAAAUAAGAAAACACAGCCUUGUGCAAAUUUUUUAAAAUGUUGAAAGAGGUUGAGAAUGGAUAUCUGGGAUGGAGGAGGGGAGGGGGGUAUAACCCUUCUCAGAUAUACUCCCUGCUCCCCCCAACCUCCGCGAGGACUCAAUGCAAGGACUAAAGAUAGGUUUCUCAGUAAACUCCGGAGACGGAGCAGGUCCGCUCCGAGAACAAGAGAGCCUAAACCCAUCACCUACUCCGCUAACGGAGAAAAGUUAAAAACCAGUGAGAAACCAGGGCGAGUGGAGUUGGUUGGAUUUACAACCUAUUCCAACCUUACUCCAGGUAGCCAGGAGAACAGGGAGUUUAACUCAGAGGAGACUCUAACCUCAGCCGAGAUUAAGGAGAAGAGGAGAUUAAAACUAACCGAUAUGAACGGUAGGUGUGGAGAGGCUGAUCCAGGGCCCCACCCUAGGAUUGAGAACGGGUUUAAUCACAAACCCCUUUCUAGCUCCGAUAAUAGGUUGGGUUCUAGGGAGAUGUAUCUAGCUCAUCAGAGAAGUUUGCUUGAACAAGGAAACCUAAAGAAUAACGAUGUUUUCUCCCAGUUUAUCCGAGAGAGAGAGGAGAGAAUGAGGCGUCUCACCGGAGGUUUAUUACUUAAACAGACAGCUUUCCUUCCCAGUACAAACCCGGCCUCACAGCUGAUAGAUUUACGGUCCAGAUACAACCCGGAGCAGAGCAGAACCAACCCUAUACAAGAGACUGGAACCAACCCUCUUCUACAGGAGACUACUGCCAACCGUUUACAGGACACAGAUUCUGAACACUCUAGUCAGUAUCAGAACCAGGAGAGAGAGAAAUGUGAUAAAAGUGAUAAAAAUUGUGAAGGCUUACAGGAGGAAUUUCGUAGUUCCAGAAAGGAACGAGUUAUUCCGAUACAAUUUAUAAAUGAACCGAUGUUACCUAGAUUGGACUCUGUUCAACAAGGAGGGGUUGAGAAAACCACUCUUCUCCAUCCUGAUCUUUCUCCGAUCCUUAGCUCCGUCCCAUCCCUAUUCUCCGACCUAAAACUGGACUCCAGGUCUAGCCUUGAGCACGCCAGGUUUGCCUCAAACUUCGGGUUCGGAAAGUUUGGUGAUGAUAUUUCAGCGUUCCGGAACGGAAUCCGAGAAUCCUUUUUCGGAUUUCAAAAUUUUGGGAAAUUCCCGAGUUUUGGCCCCUUACUUCCGGGGGACAGUUUAAACCUAUCUCCUCAUACAAGAAGACAAGGACUUAGAGAAAAGAAGCGACUUCAAAAGUCCAAAUCCACCUCGGAUCCACCUAAAAACUCGUUUAGGUAUGUGAAUGAUGGCGGUGUCGAGUUCCCGAGUUCAGAAACUGAAUCUGAGGAUGAUCUGGACAGUGUGAGUGUUGUGGCGCGGACCCGGGACAGAUUAUCUGGAACAGGUUCUACGCAAUCAGAGGACUCCUCAACACACUCCGGAGAGUCUUCAAUCCACUCCCACUCCACCGUAUCCCAGGACUCCGGUAUAUCGGAGACAGAGGAUUCGCGAACUCGAACUAAACCCUCACGACCCAUUAGUGCCGUUCCGUCUGAGCUAAGUGAUGUAUCCGUCCUGACCGGGGUUUCCCAAGGGUCGGACGAAAACCCGUGUGAUAGAUCGUCCGUGUCUGGUUCCGGAGAAGCGAAGAGAUGUUCUGAACCUAGCUCCGAGGAUAUUGAGAAGAAGAAAGCUAAAGUUUAUAAUAUUGCCAAGGAACUCCUUUCAACGGAAAUACGUUACGUUGCUAACCUUCAUUUAAUUGAUCAGGUUUUCCAUUUCCGUGUUGAUCAGGAGAACAGGAGUUCUAACCUGUUUCCUGGUGAAACUAUCCCUGCAAUAUUUUCUAAUAUAAAAUCUAUUUACAAGUUCCAUGCCGAGUUCCUGCUACCACAGUUAAAAGAGAGGAUGGAACUGUGGCCUAGCUCCCCCGAGUACCAGAGGAUUGGAGACAUCAUGAUCAAAUACUCCCCCUUCCUCAUCAUGUACACGGAGUACGUCAGGAGCUUUGAUACAUCCAUGCGCACCAUCAACCACCUGUACAACAAGAACUCUAAGUUUGCCGCGCUCAUGGAUGAUAUUCAUGCCAUGGAAGAAUGUGAAAACCUAAGUUUGCAACAUCACAUGCUUUCCCCUGUACAACGGAUACCACGAUACCAACUCCUCCUAGCGGAUUAUUUAAACAACUUGCCGUUCAACUCUCCAGAUAGAGCAGACGCAGAGGGUGCGUUGAGGCAGGUAUCCCAGGCUGCUGCACAUGCUAACGACUCGAUGAAGCGUAUUGAACAGUUUAAGAAGCUGCUGGAGGUCCAGGAGAGUACUGGAGGAAGUAUAGAUCUGGUUUCUCCAACCAGAGAACUCAUUAGGGAGGGAAGGAUCGUCAAGAUCUCUGCUAGAACCGGAGAUCACCAAGAAAGAUAUCUUUUCCUGUUGACCGACCUGCUACUCCUCUGCUCUAACCGGAAGUCUAUGAUUUCUGGAUCCCAGUACGGAGUCAGAGCAAAGUUUAUGGUGGAAAAUUUACAGGUAUCUGAAGGGGAUAAUCUUGUAACCGCAAAUACGUUCUAUCUCCGGGAUGAGACUAAAUCUGUUGAACUGUAUACUACAACUAGAGAGGAGAAGGACGAAUGGAUUCAGGCUUUGUACUUUGCAAUCAAAAGUUUAUAUACAAGGAAGUCCUCCCUACGAGUUGGUCGUGAAGUGCUCCGCCCUCUUGAUUGUGAACUAGGGAAGAGGAAGCCCCACCUUCAGAAACUUGAAACUGCGCUCAAGUGCGCAGAGUGCAGCGCACAGUUUGGUAUUCUCAAGCACAAACACAACUGCAAAACAUGUGGAGCGGUUUUCUGUAGUAAAUGUACAGACUAUAGAUACCCACUGUCCUGGGAGGAGGGACGGAAAGGACGAAUUUGUACAUCUUGUCACGUUCUUCUUAGUAAUCAAUUAAACCCUGGUCCUCCGAGUCGUCCUAGAGGACUGCUAGAGGUUCCGGCCAACUCUCCUAGUAUCUACGCAGGCUGGUUGGUUCUACGUAGUCCUGGAAUUAAAUCCUCCUCCUCUAGUAAACGAUUCUUCGUCCUCCUCCCAGACUUUGUCCUCUACUCAUACAGAGGGGAGCAGGACAGCUCCGCCCUAACUGCCACACCACUACCCGGCUUCAGUGUCGGGUGGGGGGCAGAUUUGAGGGGGGACGGGUACGCCCCUGAGAAAGACAGGGACAGGGUGAUCAAACUUUAUCAUCCUUCAAGUAACAGGGUGUAUUAUUUUGCAGGAAAUAAUACUUCAGACGUUCGCAGGUGGGUGGAAGUACUGAAACUAGCAGUGAAAGCUGAACUACCAUCACCAACAAACUACAACAACCCAACCCCGAACUUGUCUAGUAAACAAACAAUCGAUGUCAAAAAAAAAUCAACUGUUGUUACCGAUCUGUUAAGAAAUGACAGUUGUGAAACUAUUCUAGAUGUAGGAGACAGUUGUGAUAAUAAAUCUGUAUCUUCAACUGAAUAUGAAAACAGUUGAGAUUUUAUUGCUGUCAAAAGUAAAAACAAUGAGUACCAAAAUACAUGAGACUGGCAAAAUGAAAAAUUUCGAUAAUUGGCUGAUUUAAAUUUAUUUCUUGCUUCAUCGUCUGAUGGUUUUGGAACCAGCGUUUUUCUUUUUAAAGAAUUGUUGUCAAAGUUAUAAAAUCAAAAUGUUUAAAUUUAAAAACUCUAGUCUAUUAAUUAACAAUUUUAAAAUUAUAAAUGAAAAUGUGUUUAAUGGAUAACAUGUAAAAAUGGGUCCAAGAUAUGCCUUAGAUUUUGUACUCCAAAUAGUUGCCUUACCCCCCCCCCCCCUCUUACCGGUGAUAAAAACAUAUUAUGUAAAUAAAAAUUUUAAUUUGGCUAUAGGUAACUGUUUAGCUUAACUUAAAGAUGUAAUGUAUAAACCGCUGUGAAAAAAAAUUUCAGGAACUUUUUUGCAACAGCAUGCAACAUUUUAAAAAUUGUUAAAACUUUUAAUCAUAUCAUCAUUUCCUCUACAGUUUUCAACAUAGCACAGAUAUAUAUGUAUGGUUUUUAAAUAUGAAUAUCAUUUAUAAAAGAAUGUAGAAUGUUGAAAAUAUUAACAAUUCAAAUUGUACUUUAGUUUAUGGUAUGGUUAACAGUGUAAUAAAAUGUCUAAAACAACAAGAUUAUCAAAAGUUUUUAAACUGAAAAAAUCUUUGCAUAAACUUACUGAGCAUAAUUAUAAACUUAAACUGUAUCCACCCUGGCAUCUUUAUCCUUCCUAUAGUUGGUUGUCGCCAAAAACAAGGAAAUUUGUGCAAUAUCUUUCAUGAAAUAUACUUAUAUAUUAAA
Eurytemora carolleeae is the source of this 4481-nucleotide messenger RNA. Its product is annotated as FYVE, RhoGEF and PH domain-containing protein 4. Gene Ontology annotation, molecular function: metal ion binding; guanyl-nucleotide exchange factor activity. Gene Ontology annotation, biological process: cytoskeleton organization; filopodium assembly. Lineage: Eukaryota; Metazoa; Arthropoda; Copepoda; Calanoida; Temoridae. Gene Ontology annotation, cellular component: cytoplasm. Bases 184 to 3660 code for a protein of 1158 amino acids. The record is from RefSeq and is a predicted model, not a curated record. The transcript is spliced from 15 exons.